This is a messenger RNA of Guillardia theta CCMP2712, 1692 nucleotides long. RefSeq lists its product as hypothetical. Lineage: Eukaryota; Cryptophyceae; Pyrenomonadales; Geminigeraceae. The record is from RefSeq and is a predicted model, not a curated record. The transcript has 4 exons. Gene Ontology annotation, cellular component: endoplasmic reticulum. Gene Ontology annotation, biological process: tRNA methylthiolation. Bases 1 to 1692 code for a protein of 563 amino acids. Gene Ontology annotation, molecular function: tRNA (N(6)-L-threonylcarbamoyladenosine(37)-C(2))-methylthiotransferase activity; 4 iron, 4 sulfur cluster binding.
AUGAUUCCUGGCAUGCAGCGAAUCUUCCUCAAGACGCAAGGAUGCGCUCACAAUGUGAGUGACGGCGAGUACAUGGCAGGGCUGCUCGCCUCCUACGGCUACGAGAUCACGGAGACAUGGUCGGAGGAUGUCGAUUGCUUCCUCUUCAACAGCUGUACUGUGAAGGGGCCAAGUCAAGACUCGUUUCUCAACAUGGUAGCCAAGGCAAAGUCGUCUGGGGCGUCAGUGGUAGUGGCAGGUUGUGUGCCUCAAGGGGAGCCGGGACGAGGAGAGUUUGACGACGUGAGCAUCAUCGGUACCCAGCAGAUCCACAGAGUCGUGGAGGUCGUCGAGGAGGCGAUCAAGGGAAAUACAGUGAAGCUGCUCGGACAGAGGGAACGGCCUGCACUUGAGCUCCCCAAGAUCAGAAGGAACGCCUUGGUUGAAAUCGUACCGAUUAGCAUGGGAUGCUUGAAUCACUGUACAUACUGCAAGACAAAGCAUGCCAGAGGUGACCUGGUGUCUUACACUCCUGACUCUAUCGUUUCGAGAGUCCGGACUGUGAUAAGCGAAGGCGUGAGGGAGGUCUGGCUGUCCAGCGAGGACACAGGAGCGUACGGCAAGGACAUCAACGUGUCCCUUCCGUACCUCCUUGGCGCGAUCGUUGACGCCCUGCCUGAUGGAGUCAUGCUCCGAGUCGGAAUGACAAACCCCCCACACAUCUUAGAGCACAAGGAAGCGGUUGCGAGGGUGCUGAACCAUCCCCGCGUCUUCAAGUUCCUUCACAUCCCUGUGCAGUGCGGCAGUGACAAGGUUCUCCAAGACAUGAAAAGAGAGUACACAAGAAAAGAUUUCGAAGUUCUGGUGGAUUACCUGCUUGAGCACGUGCCAGAUAUCACUAUAGCAACUGACAUCAUCUGUGGCUUCCCGACGGAAAGUGAAGAAGAUUUCCAGCAUACUAUGGAUCUCCUCGACAAGUACAAGUUCCCCAUUGUCAACAUCGCUCAGUUCUACCCUCGACCCGGAACUGUUGCAGCAAAGAUGCCGAAGCUGCAGAGCGGGGUAGUGAAGGACAGGUCGAGGCGAGUAACAGCUCACUUCGAGAGCUACCGCACGUGGGAUCACCUGGUUGGGAGGAAGGAGCGCGUGUGGGUGAUAGAGUACGGAAAGGACGAGAACUAUGUGGUAGGACACACGGCAGGGUACACGCAAGUGCUGCUUCCUCGGGACGCGAAGCUGCUUGGUCGGUCGGUGAUAGCGCAGGUGGUGAGUGCAGACAAGUGGAGUGUGAAGGGGGAGGUGGUCGAGGUCCUUGAGGAGGAGGCUCUCCCGCAGGUCAGCAUCGCCCGCAAGAACAUCCUGCCCAGCCCAUCCGAGCUGAAGGCUCAAAAGCUUCAUGUGGCUGGGAGAAACAAGGUGACCAACAUCAUCGAUCAAACGGCUGCACAUGCAGAGCGAUCGAGGCCCGGGAACUUCGGGGCGAAGAAUGCCUCAGCAACUGCGUCGAAAGAAGAUUUGAGGAACAGAUUCUUCUCGUGGCUCCUCUUCGCGUUGCUUGUGUUAUUCUUGCUCUGUGUCAUAGAUCCUUUCAUGACCAGCUGCGUGACGGUCGGCUGUGUACUCAUGACUGCUCAGCAACGCAAGAAGGAGAAAUCGACGAAGAAAGAGAGCGAUUGUUGUUCAGGUGGCUGUAGCGGCUGCGAUUGUGGUUAG